AAUAGCACAUCGAUGACUUCUACCUUCUUGCUUGUGGGCAUCCCAGGCCUAGUGACCACACCAUCAUGGUGGACCCUCAUUUUGGUUAUCAUCUACCUUCUCUGUGCCCUGGGAAAUGGAACAAUUCUCUGGGUAAUUGCUGUGGAGCCCUCACUCCGUCGUCCAAUGUACUUCUUUCUCUUCCUGCUGGGUGUGUCUGAUGUGGGCCUGGCCACAGCACUGAUGCCCACACUGUUGAGUCUUGCCCUUUUUGAUUCCCACACAGUUCCAGCAUUUGCCUGUUUCCUCCAGAUGUUCUUCAUCCACGUUUUCUCUGUAAUGGAGUCCUCUGUCCUCCUGGCAAUGGCCUUUGACCGGGCACUGGCCGUCUGUCGUCCUCUUCGAUAUCCAGCCCUACUUACAAAUAGUGUGGCUGGCAAGAUAGGACUGGCUAUCAUCCUCCGCUGUGUGGGUCUCCAUCUACCCCUGCCAUUUCUUUUGGCCUGGAUGCCCUACUGCCAUUCACAGAUCCUAUCUCACUCCUAUUGCUUACAUCCGGAUGUCUCUAGGCUAUCCUGCCCUGGGGCCCAAGGUGCAACCUAUAGCCUCUUUGUGGUCUUCUCUGCUAUGGGUCUGGACCCUGUCCUCAUAUUCCUGUCCUAUGCCUUCAUUGGGCAGGCACUUAGGGGUGUAACAUCACAUGAAGAUCGCCGCCGUGCCCAAAACACCUGUGCCACACACAUCUCCGCUGUGCUACUUUUCUAUGUACCCAUGAUCCUCCUAGCCCUUGUUGACCGACUGAGGAUACCCAUUCCCCAUGCUGCCCACACAUUUUUCUCCUAUAUCCACUUCCUGCUUCCACCUCUGCUCAAUCCUGUUCUUUAUAGUGUCAAGAUGAGAGAGAUCAGAGAAAGGAUCCUCAGAAGGCUCCAACCUAUGAAAGUCAGAUCUUUUCCAGGAGGCAGGGAAUGA
Messenger RNA from Monodelphis domestica (gray short-tailed opossum), 951 nucleotides. It is a transcript of the gene OR51S1, whose product is annotated as olfactory receptor family 51 subfamily S member 1. Lineage: Eukaryota; Metazoa; Chordata; Mammalia; Didelphimorphia; Didelphidae. Gene Ontology annotation, molecular function: G protein-coupled receptor activity; olfactory receptor activity. The record is from RefSeq and is a predicted model, not a curated record. Gene Ontology annotation, biological process: G protein-coupled receptor signaling pathway. Gene Ontology annotation, cellular component: plasma membrane.